Molecule: messenger RNA, 1786 nt
Organism: Phytophthora nicotianae INRA-310
Lineage: Eukaryota; Oomycota; Peronosporomycetes; Peronosporales; Peronosporaceae
Exons: 4
Coding region: 541-1611 (356 amino acids)
Source: RefSeq, a predicted model, not a curated record
GAUGAGCGUCACGACACGGUGUCGGACACCAGCAACACCUUUAGCGCGCAGCAGGACUCCUGCCCAGGAGGCCCCUGACAGGAGCUCGUGGAUGGCAGUGCCAGCCUGGCACCAUAAUUGCCACUGCCCCCGCAAUCACCGGUGCAUGCAGUGUUGUGUUGAGCGUUGAGGACAUUGAAAAAGUGUACUUUAUCGCGAAGGUGCCUUCGAGUUGCACGUACUUACUAUAUAAACACGGUCUUAGUGCUUGAGUUACCCGCAAAAGCCGCCGGCAUUCGGUCGUGUGGCUAACUGCAGUCUAUAGUACGGCUGCCUAAAUCGAUUCGACUGCGUGAACAAUCACGUGACAAUAUUGAAGACGAUGCACACGUGACCAGGACACACCACAUUUUGAGAAUUCGAUGGCGCAAUGAUUAUCCAGCUCAUAAAGAUUAUGAUGGUACGGUGAAGACGAGCAGGAUGCAUUCAUUUUCCAAUUAGCGUCCUCUCAAGCAAAACACUUCGUCCUCUAGUUCCUCCCAACCCAAGCAAUCGUCCGAAAUGAGCACCGUUGCUAAACCCACCAACCGCAUGACCUACCGAUUCCUGGGCAGCACCGGGCUGCUGGUGUCCAAGCUGUCCCUCGGUAGCUACGUCACGUUCGACACGCAACUCGAUUUUGAAAAGUCUUACGCUCUCAUGGAGACUGCUUUCAAGCACGGCGUGAAUUUCUUCGACAGUGCUGAAGCGUACGCGGACGGUCAGUCGGAAGUUUUCAUGGGCAAGAUCAUCAAAACCGGUAUCGAACGCAAUCUUUGGAACCGCGAGGACCUCGUGAUCAGUACCAAGAUCUUCUUCAGCGCUAAAAACUUUGCUGGUCUAGCGGGGCCGAACGACCAGGGCCUCAGUCGCAAGCACAUCAUCGAAGGCACGAAGGCUUCGCUCAAACGCUUCGAUUUGGACUACGUGGACCUGAUCUUCUGCCACCGCCAGGAUCCAUACACACCCAUGGAGGAGACGGUUCGCGCGAUGAACUAUGUAAUUCAGCAAGGCUGGGCAUUGUACUGGGGGACCAGUGAAUGGAACGCGGACGAAAUUGUUGAGGCCUGUGAGGUGGCUGACCGCCUUGGCCUGAUCCGACCGGCGUUUGACCAAACCCGCUACAACAUUCUCGAUCGCAACCGUGUUGACUACAAUUUUGUCGACCUGUACAAGAAAUACAAAUACGGAGUGGCUGCGUUCUACCCUCUGGCUGGUGGUGUGCUUACUGGCAAGUAUAGCAAGGGAAUCCCGGAAGGCUCGCGCAUGUCCGUUCCAGCGUUCACGAAUAUGCUGUCGAAUGGACUGGAAGAGAAAACUACGAAAUCUCUGCAGCUUGCAGAAGUUGCGAAGGAGAUCGGCUGCUCGCUGCCUCAGCUUGCUAUUGCCUGGAGCGUCGCUAAUGAGAAUGUGUCGACAUGUCUGAUGGGUGCGUCGAAGAUUGAGCAGCUCGAAGAGAACCUGAAGUCGCUGGAGUUUGUUGACAAGAUCACGCCCGAGAUUCGCGCGAAGAUUGAUGCCAUCGCUGACUUUAAGCCGGCUUUGCCUACGAUCCAACCGCUCGUGCAUCAGCUCCGUCAAAGAUGGCUCUAAACGAGUGCUCCCUUGCUAUGAGUUUGAGGAUUGAUGCAGCCAAGCAAAUUGAAAACUGUAGUCGGCACCUGCAGCAUUAACCGAAAUAAAGAUUUAAUCACACCGACUACCAAAACUAUUUAAACUUCUCUUACCGAAAUGUACCAGAGAUGACUGUACAACGUACAAUACCCAU